Molecule: messenger RNA, 1170 nt
Organism: Tripterygium wilfordii
Lineage: Eukaryota; Viridiplantae; Streptophyta; Magnoliopsida; Celastrales; Celastraceae
Exons: 3
Coding region: 1-954 (317 amino acids)
Molecular function (GO): zinc ion binding; nucleic acid binding
Source: RefSeq, a predicted model, not a curated record
AUGAAGACACUUUCUGAACCUGCAUGGAAGUGGCUGGAUGAUAGGGCUGACAAGUUGUGGAGUAGAGCUAAGAUUAGGACUACUUGUAAGAAUGAUAUGUUGCUUAACAACAUUUCAGAGAGUUAUAAUGGUAGCAUUCUAAAACAUAGAGGAAAACCUAUUAUUACAUUUCUAGAAGAAUUGAGGAAGGAUGCAAUGAAGAGAAUUGUAAAGUUGAGAAAGGAUAUGUUGGAUUCUAAUUCCAACAGCCCACUGGUGCCAAAUGUUGCAAAGAGGAUUGUGAAACUAGUGGAUCUUAGUGGGAGAUGGGAAGUUAUCUGGAGGAUACCUUGCUGCCAUGCAAUUGCAGCUCUCAGGUACAUUGGACAUCCUAUUGUUGAAUAUGUAAGUCAUUAUUACACAAAAGAAACAUACUUGAGAGGGUAUAGCCACUUUGUUCAUCCUCUUAAUGGUAUGAAUAUGUAUCCCAAUACUCAUGCUGAAGCUGUGCUUCCACCACCGCCAAGGAAAAAAAUGGGUAGGCCGCAAGUAAAAAGGAGAAGGGAAGCUGGGGAGAGUCAAGAUCCAUCGAGGUUGAGGAGGGCUUAUCCUGUGAUUAAAUGUGGCAAAUGUGGACAACCAGGGCAUAAUAGGAGAGGUUGUAGAUCUGAUGGUGCAGCAAGGAUGGUAGGAGGAAAUCCUAAUAUGGCUGGUACCUCUACAGCUGCAAGUACAAGGCCUGUUAGAAGUGGUGUUAGAGGUGGCUCCUCAAGAGGAGGUGGUGUUAGAAGAGGUGGAUCAAGAGGAGGUGGUGUGCCCAGAAGAGGUGGGAUACGAAGGAGGGGUGUUGUGCCAAUGAGAGUAGGAUCCAACUUAACAAGUGAUACUGUUGGUGCUGCAACAUCAUCAACUAGAGUUGCCUCAAUCCUACAAGCAUCUCAAGAAUCUGUUUGCACAAAUGGUGAUAGAAAUUAAGGAGCACUAAAUAUCUUUUUGGUCUCAUUUUGUAUGUAUGUCUAUUGGCAGUAUUUUAAAUGCUUUACUUGUAUAUUUCUUAUGUAUUUUGGAUUAUGUGUAAGUUUAUUAUUUAUGUCUUUUGGAUGAUGUUGAUGGAUUAGUACUUGGUGAUAGAAAUCAAUGUUGUAUUUGAUUUUAUCGGUUUACAUAUAUGAAAUACAUAACAAGUAUAUU